Molecule: messenger RNA, 3024 nt
Organism: Dovyalis caffra
Lineage: Eukaryota; Viridiplantae; Streptophyta; Magnoliopsida; Malpighiales; Salicaceae
Source: the annotation of a GenBank genome assembly
AUGGCGUUGAAGAUACAUCAAAGCUACCACCACUCGGUGGCUGUUAAGGUGAACGAGCAGCAAAUGGGGACCAAAAGAGGGUAUACAUUUAUACAAGCCAACAGGACUUGGCUUCCUAAGGUUUUGUUGAUUUGGGUCAUGGCUAUGGCACUUUUUAGUUUAACAAUAUACAAUGGCAUGGAUGCUGAUAAUCGAGUGCGGAGGAAGGAGGUGUUGAGUAGCAUGUGUGAUCAAAGGGCAAGAAUGUUGCAAGAUCAAUUCAAUGUUAGUGUGAACCAUGUUCAUGCCCUUGCCAUUCUUGUCUCCACUUUUCAUUACUAUAAGAACCCAUCUGCAAUUGACCAGGAAACCUUUGCUGAGUACACUGCCAGAACUGCUUUUGAGAGGCCACUGUUGAGUGGAGUAGCCUAUGCACAAAGAGUGGUUAAUUCAGAGAGGCAGGAAUUUGAGAGGCAACAUGGGUGGACAAUAAAGACAAUGGAGAAGGAGCCUUCACCCAUUCGAGAUGAGUAUGCACCUGUAAUAUUUUCUCAAGAGACGGUCUCCUACAUUGAGUCUCUUGAUAUGAUGUCGGGGGAGGAGGACAGAGAAAACAUACUGAGGGCUAGGGCUUCAGGGAAAGCUGUUUUGACGAGCCCCUUUAGGUUACUAGGUUCUCAUCACCUUGGUGUUGUGUUGACAUUCCCUGUUUACAAGUCUAAGCUUCCUCCAAGCCCAACAGUGGCACAGCGCAUCGAAGCAACUGCUGGAUACCUUGGUGGAGCCUUUGAUGUCGAGUCCCUUGUGGAGAAUUUACUUGGACAACUUGCUGGGAAUCAAGCAAUUUUGGUGAAUGUUUAUGACAUAACUAACUCUUCUGACCUUUUAAUCAUGUAUGGUCACCAAAAUCAAGAUGGUGACAUGUCUCUUUUGCAUGAAAGCAAGCUUGAUUUUGGAGAUCCAUUCAGAAAGCAUCUGAUGACAUGCAGGUACCAUGAGAAGGCACCCACUUCAUGGACAGCACUGACCACAGCUUUCUUAUUCUUUGUGAUCGGUUUAUUAGUUGGUUACAUCUUAUAUGGUGCAGCAAUUCAUAUUGUAAAAGUUGAGGAUGAUUUCCAUGAAAUGCAGGAGUUGAAAGUCCGGGCAGAAGCUGCUGAUGUUGCCAAAUCCCAGUUUCUAGCUACUGUAUCGCACGAAAUCAGAACGCCUAUGAAUGGCAUCCUUGGAAUGCUUGGUUUGCUACUAGAUACAGAUUUAAGUUCAACCCAGAGGGACUAUGCUCAAACUGCUCAAGUAUGUGGAAAGGCACUGAUAGCUUUGAUAAAUGAGGUGCUUGACCGGGCAAAAAUUGAAGCUGGAAAGCUAGAACUGGAAGCUGUCCCAUUUGAUAUUCGAUCCAUAGUAGAUGAUGUCCUUUCUCUAUUUUCUGAGAAGUCUAGAAACAAAGCCAUUGAGCUGGCAGUAUUUGUUUCUGACAAAGUUCCAGAAAUUGUUGUUGGCGAUCCUGGGAGAUUCAGACAGAUUAUCACAAAUCUGGUGGGGAACUCUGUUAAGUUCACUGAAAGAGGACACAUAUUCGUUAAAGUUCAUCUAUAUGAACAUGCCAAGGCCACUACUGAUACAAGAGUGGCCACUUGUUUAAAUGGUGGAUCCAAUGAAAGUGUGCUUAUAUCAGGUUCCCAAAAGUUCAAAACCUUAAGUGGUUGUGAAGCCGCAGAUGAUCCUAACAGUUGGGAUCUCUUUAAGCAUUUUUCUGAUGAAGAUUUCCGAUUUGAUGCCUCAAUAAAUGUAACGACCAGCAAUGAAGCUUCUGAGGAUGUUACUUUGAUGGUAUGUGUGGAGGAUACAGGAAUUGGCAUCCCCUUAAAAGCCCAGGGUCGUGUUUUCAUGCCCUUUGUGCAGGCAGACAGUUCAACCUCCAGACAUUAUGGAGGAACUGGAAUUGGAUUGAGUAUAAGUAAGUGUCUGGUUGAGCUCAUGGGUGGUCAAAUAAGCUUUAUUAGCCGGCCUGAGAUUGGAAGCACAUUUUCGUUCACUGCUGUUUUUGGGACAAGCAAGAAAAAUGCAUUCAACAAAAUGGAAAAACGCAAUGCUGAAGAUUUGCCUUCUGGCUUUAGAGGAUUGAAAGCAUUAGUAGUUGAUGGAAAUCCAGUGAGGGCUACUGUAACCAGAUACCAUUUGAAGAGGCUUGGUAUUCUAGCUGAAGUUGUAAGUAACCUCAAGGGGGCUGGUGGUAGCUGUGGGAAAAAUGGUUCUCUAACAUUUGGUAGUAAAAUCCAGCCAGAUAUAAUUUUAGUCGAGAAGGAUACUUGGAUUUCUGGGGAGGAUAGUGUUUCUAGCGUAUGGCAACUUGACUGGAAACAGAACAGGCAUGCAUUCAAGUUUCCUAAGAUGAUCCUUCUUGCUACCAAUAUUACCAAUUCUGAAUUUGAUAAAGCAAAGGCAGCAGGUUUUGCUGAUACCGUGAUCAUGAAACCUUUGAGAGCAAGUAUGGUGGCUGCAUGUCUUCUGCAGGUGCUGGGUAUGGGCAAGAAGAGGUCACAAGGGAAAGGCAUUCCCAAUGGGUCUUCUUUCCUUCAGAGCCUUCUCUGUGGAAAGAAAAUUCUGGUGGUUGAUGACAAUAGGGUAAACCGCAGAGUUGCUGCAGGUGCAUUAAAGAAGUUUGGAGCUGAUGUUGAGUGUGCUGAAAGUGGUAAAGAAGCACUCAAAUUGCUUCAACUACCGCACACUUUUGAUGCAUGCUUCAUGGAUAUUCAAAUGCCAGAAAUGGAUGGGUUUGAGGCAACUCGUCGUAUCCGGCAGAUGGAGAGCCAGGCAAAUGAGCAGAUGAAUGGUGAAUCCAUGGUAGAAGAAGGAACAGCUGUAAAAGGUCAGUGGCAUAUUCCAAUAUUAGCCAUGACAGCUGAUGUGAUACAUGCCACGCAUGACGAGUGCUUGAAAUGUGGGAUGGAUGGAUAUGUGUCAAAGCCUUUUGAGGAAGAAAAUCUCUAUCAGGCAGUUGCUAAGUUCUUUGACACCAAAUCCACAUUAAAGUCACAAUAG